Molecule: messenger RNA, 168 nt
Organism: Phycomyces blakesleeanus NRRL 1555(-)
Lineage: Eukaryota; Fungi; Mucoromycota; Mucoromycetes; Mucorales; Phycomycetaceae
Exons: 1
Molecular function (GO): nucleic acid binding
Source: RefSeq, a predicted model, not a curated record
AAACAGUGGGAAACAGUCAUUUGGAGUGACAAGUUGUCAUUUAUGCUGUAUAAAAAAAAUUCAAGCAGAAAGCUCUGGUGCAAAACUAGUGAGAGAUUUGGUACAAAUCACUUUGUCCCAAAGGUGCGAGGAAAUGAUAAAAUGGUUAUGGUCUGGGGGUGUAUCUAG